Messenger RNA from Aegilops tauschii subsp. strangulata, 3218 nucleotides. RefSeq names its product alpha-galactosidase 3. Gene Ontology annotation, biological process: carbohydrate metabolic process. NCBI's taxonomy places the organism in Eukaryota, Viridiplantae, Streptophyta, Magnoliopsida, Poales, Poaceae. Gene Ontology annotation, molecular function: hydrolase activity, hydrolyzing O-glycosyl compounds. The record is from RefSeq and is a predicted model, not a curated record.
GGCUCUCCCCGCUACGGCACCGUCGGCACAGGCGAGCGAACUGCUUCGAGUUCGGAGGAAGGAAGCGGCGGCGCGCGAGAAGCAUCGCGAAGCGGAGAAUGGGGGUGCCGCUCUGCCGCCUCCCGCUCCUCCUGCUCCUCGUCCUAGCCCUCUCGCCGCAGGGGACGCGGUGGCCGGCGGCAGCCGCGGUGGCGGCGCGGCGCAUCGCGCCGCUGCCCACCGCCGCGCUGCGCCGCCUCUACGACACCUCCAACUACGGCAGGCUGCAGCUCAACAACGGCCUCGCCCUCGUGCCCCAGAUGGGGUGGAACAGCUGGAAUUUCUUCGCCUGCAACAUCAACGACACGCUCAUCCGCGAGACAGCUGAUGCGUUGGUCUCGACGGGGCUGGCUGCUUUGGGAUACAACUACGUAAACAUCGACGACUGUUGGUCCUACGUGAAACGAGGAAAUAAGGGUCAAUUGCUACCUGAUCCGAAGACUUUCCCUUCUGGAAUCAAAUCACUUGCGGACUAUGUGCACGGAAAAGGUCUAAAACUUGGUAUCUACUCUGACGCUGGGGUAUCUACUUGUCAAGUUCGACCAGGAUCACUCCAUCACGAAAACGAUGAUGCUGCCCUUUUUGCUUCAUGGGGUGUUGACUAUCUAAAGUAUGACAACUGUUACAAUCUAGGAAUACCACCAAAGGAAAGGUAUCCUCCAAUGCGUGAUGCUCUAAAUUCAACUGGGCGCCAGAUAUUCUACUCUCUAUGUGAAUGGGGCCAGGAUGAUCCAGCUUUAUGGGCUGGAAAAGUUGGAAACAGUUGGCGUACAACAGAUGACAUACAGGAUACAUGGAAAAGCAUGACUGACAUUGCUGAUAAGAACAACAAGUGGGCAUCAUAUGCUGGACCCGGUGGAUGGAAUGACCCGGACAUGUUGGAAGUUGGAAAUGGUGGCAUGACCUUUGCAGAGUACCGUGCACAUUUCAGCAUCUGGGCACUCAUGAAGGCGCCUCUCUUAAUUGGUUGUGAUGUCAGAAAUAUGACUUCAGAAACAAUUGAAAUAUUGAGCAACAAAGAAGUAAUUCAAGUAAACCAAGAUCCUCUUGGAGUUCAAGGAAGAAGAAUUUUAGGGCAAGGAAAAGGUGGAUGCCGUGAGGUGUGGGCUGGCCCCCUCUCUGGCAACCGUUUGGCUGUUGCUUUAUGGAAUCGUUGUUCGGAGACGGUUAAUAUCACGAUGACAUUGCCAGCUGUAGGCCUUGAUGGUUCAUCUGCCUAUUCUGUUAGAGAUCUGUGGAAGGAUCGUGGGGUCUAUGAUGCCUGGAUAAACCACUGUAGAAGAACCAAGGUAUAUGCCAUUGUGGUUGCGGCAUAGAGCUGCCACUGCCCGCCUCGCCUGUUCCUUGCUAUGGCUGCGUCCGCAUUCAGCUUGACGACGCCCACUUCUGGAGCGAGUCUUCGCUGGGUUUGACAUGGGUCCAGCCGGCCUCACCACUGUAGCUGAAAGCUGCUCCAGUUCUGUAAUAAAGUUAUUCAGGAAAGGUAUGGUCUGUUGUGGACUCUGGAAAAUUGCCAGUUCUGUAAUAAAGUUAUUCAGGAAAGAUAUGGUCUAUUGCGGACUCUAGAAAAUUGCCUCGUAUAUCGCUUUCCGCCGUGCAUACCACAGUGCCCACAAGGUGACGGCCAUCUUGGUGAACUUUGAGUGAUCCAACGAACUGUACAGUUCAAACAUCCAGUUUUUACAUCCAGUUUUUAGCACUAGGCUCCUCAAACUCUGCCAUUUUUGAGACUAUGUCCUCAUCAGAUAGUGCCCACACACACCUCGCCAUAAUGCAUGAUAUUAAUGCAUGUCUGCAUGAAUCCUGGCAACCACACAGGGGGCACGCAUCCUGGAGGGCCAUGUUGCGGUUUGGGCAGCGAAUGGCGUGCCAGCCUCCAUGGAAUUUUUUUAAUCUUCGAAGGCAUUGACAUCUUCGACAACGCAGUCCAUGCUUUCUCAUUUUCUCUUGUCGAUGUCCCACUUCUCCCCUCUAACCAUUCUUCACGCUGCAUCUUUGUUCUGAUCAAAAAUCUGUAAGCAGAGCUAACAGUAAACCCUCCUUUCUUCUCCGGAUACCAUGCCGAAAAGUCAUUCGUGUUGCAAGUGCAAACUGGAAUUUUCGAAAUAGCGUCCGCAUCGAAAGGGAUGAACACUGAUCGGAUGAACUCCUCAUUCCAUGACCCCGUCGCAGGUGACAGUAGCUCCGCCACUUUCCUUGGGGGAUCAUGUACAAGGGAAGUAAUCGGUCUUGGUGUAGAUUCUUUAGGAAUCCAGUUGUCCGCCCAUAUGUCUGUAGUAUGACCAUGACCAAUCCGCCUGAUGAUACCUUUGCUUCAACACAUCCCUUCCCUUGAAUAUAGGGCGCCAAAUCUGUGAUGGACGGUUCCCAAGCUCAGCUUCAAGUAAUGUCGUUUCCGGGAAAUGACUCGCUUUGAGUAUUCUGGAACUCAAAGAUAAAGGCUCUUAAAAACUUCUCCAAGCCCGUCUCGCCAAUAAAGCAAGGUUAAACAGCUCUAGAUCUCUGAAUCCAAGUCCUCCCAAACGUUUUGGUCUUGUCAUCAUAUCCCACGAGACCCAAGCCGGUUUCCUCUCUCCUUGCCUGCACCCCCACCAAAACUUUUGGAUUGUAGACUUUGUAUGAUCACAUAAACCUCUUGGGAGUUUGACACAAGACAUAGAAUAUACCGGGAUCGCUUGGGCUAUAUAGGUUUGAUGAGGACCUCCUUGCCGUCCGCUGAUCAACACUUGCUCAUCCAACCUUUAACUUUGUCCCAUACCCGAUCACUUACAUAUUUAAAGGUUCCAUUUUUCGAAUGCCCUACAUCUGUGGGCAUCCCAUGUACCUGCCACUCAAAGAUUCAUUAGGGACAUGAAGGAAACCCUUUACUUCAUCUCGUACUAUCUCCAGGGUCCCCUUGCUAAAGAAAAUCGAUGACUUUUCGCUGUUUAUUCUCUGUCCCGAUGCCAUACAAUAUGACUCCAGUAGGUUUAAUACUUGCUCUGAAAAACAGCAGGCUAUCAUCCACGAAUAAAUGAUGGUUCACCAGCGGAGCCGAUGGUGCCACCUUAAUGCCGCCGAGCAGGGAUGAUUGAUUUUGUGAUUUCAAACAUCUCCUCCUGAGUGAACUCCUAUUCUUUUUUUUUUUGCUCCUAUUCAAGUGUCAAGAUGGUGGCAUCGUUUACAAGCUUUUGGAUGAU